Lepus europaeus (European hare) is the source of this 1301-nucleotide messenger RNA. Its product is annotated as apolipoprotein F-like. Gene Ontology annotation, biological process: cholesterol metabolic process. The record is from RefSeq and is a predicted model, not a curated record. Bases 197 to 961 code for a protein of 254 amino acids. Lineage: Eukaryota; Metazoa; Chordata; Mammalia; Lagomorpha; Leporidae. The transcript has 2 exons.
AGGCAUCAGCUGUUUGGACUGGGGUAAAGAAGCGAGAUCUAGAAAGCAGCCAUCCAGGCUGAGGAAGCACCGAGAAGAGGCGUGCUGGCAGCAUCUCCUGGCUUGAUCUUCCCAGAAUCGGUGAGGACCACCCACAGUCUUUAAGGAGGGCGGGAGAGGAGAAGCACGUCCAGGCUGGGCCGUUCUCCGUCCCACCAUGAUCCAGGCUGUGCCGCUCCUCUGCUGUGUCCUGCUGUCCCCAGUGGUGGCCUUUCCAAGAAAUGCCCAGAAUGGAGCCCUGACCUCCCCGCCGUCUGUCACAGAGAAUGGGCCUCAGCCAAGCACGCUCCCCAGGCAGAAUCCUCUCCCAGAUCCCAGGGCCUGCCAGGAUCUCCUGCACACGGUCCCCUCCUUAGCCCCUCUGCCUGAGCACCUGUCCCAGAUAGCGCUGACGGUGGCCCUGGAGGAGGCUGGCUGCCUGGCGGAAGCCCGCAACCUGCAGCUUCAGCUCACCAGGAUGGGCGCAAAGGACAUCACCGAGACUCUCAUCCGGCAGAGUCAGGAGCGCAGGGAGGGGGGCGGGAUCAGCAGCACACAGGUCAUUCUGAGGGAUCUGGGGGGCUCCCCAGGGGAGCCAAGGCGGGCCCAGCGCUCAGCUCCUCUCCCUGAGGCGUGUUCCUCCCGAUACGGGUGGAUGCUCCACGACACCUCGGAACUGAUUGCGGAAUUUGCUGAGAAGCUUCCUGCCACCGAGCUGGCAGCAAAGCUGAAAACUGCGGCUCUCAACGUCACCCAGAAGUGCACGCAAGAGUCUUGGGAGCAUUUGGAAGAAGUGGCCAAAGAGCUGAUAAAAAGUCCUGAAGUUAGGAACUACACAAUGCCUAUAGAAGAGCAGACAAGCUUUGCCAUUCGAAUCAUGUACAUGUGGAAGCGUGUUAUAGUGGACAUGAUAAAGGAAUUUUUCCAGACUUAUUUUGGAUAAGGAGGGCCUCCUAGCAUCACCUUUACUUUCUCAGAUGUUUCUGACAGGCCCGUGCACAGGGAGAGUUUAGGACAGAUGUUUGUUCUUCAUUUGAUCCCAUUGUGACCGUAACAAGCCUUGCUCCUCUCUUAGUAGGUCCUAGCCCCUAUUUCUUCUCCCAGUUUCUCUUCCUUCCAGUUGUUAAAUACUGCGGAUUGAUUAUGUACUAUGCAUGAAGCCUGUUGUGAUCUCCCCGUUCAUCUGCCUGGUGCUUUGUAGCCCCCCAGCUGGCCGCUGGAGCUUGCUUACGUGAAUGUUUGUAACUGGGAAGAAGAAAUAAAUAGCUGUUUGCACGUCAGAA